Messenger RNA from Chironomus riparius, 679 nucleotides. The record is from the annotation of a GenBank genome assembly. NCBI's taxonomy places the organism in Eukaryota, Metazoa, Arthropoda, Insecta, Diptera, Chironomidae.
UAAGAGCCGGUAUUUUUCACUCACAUUUGCGCAUAUACUCUUAAUGAUAUACGUGCUGUGAACAAAAUAUUACUCAGUUUGUGUUUUGGUUCCGUCUCGUCAACAAGUUUAGUUUUACUGUUAAAUUCAAAAUGUCAAUUUUGGAAACAAUUUCUUCGGAUAAUGAUGUCUUUAGAGCUUAUGCUUUCUGGACAGCUGUUACCGUCAUAAAGAUGCUUUUGAUGUCUGGAUUGACAGGAAAAAAUAGAUUUAAGAAUAAGACAUUCGCAAAUCCAGAAGAUACAGGCUUUGCUGGCAAAAAUCUAAAAGCUAAAUUUGGAGAUGAAGAUGUUGAACGUGUUAGAAGAGCUCAUAGAAAUGACCUUGAAAAUUGUAUCCCAUAUAUGAUUAUUGGAUUAUUGUAUGUCCUCACAAACCCAACUUCAUUUAUUGCUGUGAAUGUCAUUAGAAUUGGAGCAAUUUCUAGAAUUGUUCACACAGUUGCCUACUUGAAUGCUUUACAGCCAUGGAGAGCUAUUGGAUUCUUUGGAUGCGUAGCUGCAACUGUCUUUAUGUCUGUCCAAGUUUUAAUGGCUUUUUAUUAAAAUUGCUAUUAAAUAAUUUCAAUUUAUUAUGGAAUACGUAAAAAGGGAAGCUAUAUAAGAAGCUAAUAAAAUAUUUCUUAAAAAAUUUUUGAUAU